Molecule: messenger RNA, 2392 nt
Organism: Panicum hallii
Lineage: Eukaryota; Viridiplantae; Streptophyta; Magnoliopsida; Poales; Poaceae
Product: 2-hydroxyacyl-CoA lyase
Exons: 2
Coding region: 203-1918 (571 amino acids)
Biological process (GO): fatty acid alpha-oxidation
Cellular component (GO): peroxisome
Molecular function (GO): thiamine pyrophosphate binding; catalytic activity; magnesium ion binding
Source: RefSeq, a predicted model, not a curated record
GGCUCAACCGUCAACCAUGGGCCCAAACGACUCGAUGCUUUGCUUGCUUGGAAUCUCUCUGCCCACCCCUCCCAAGUCCUACCGGCGAGGUCGCCGUCGCCUCCUCCUCCGCCUCCUCCACUAGCGCGGUCGUGGCUGACUGCAGCCCCCGUGCUCUCCUCCGUGCUCGCCAACCACCGGAUCCCCACCCCAGGCAAGAGGGAUGGCCGCCGAGACCGUCGACGGCAGCGCGCUCGCGGGGCGCGCGCUGGCCGCAGCCGGCGCCCGGCACAUGUUCGGCGUCGUGGGCAUCCCCGUCACCUCCCUCGCCUCCCGCGCCGCCGCCGCGGGGGUCCGCUUCCUCGCCUUCCGCAACGAGCAGUCCGCGGGCUACGCCGCCGCCGCCUACGGCUUCCUCACCGGCUCCCCGGGACUCCUCCUCACAGUCUCCGGCCCCGGGUGCGUCCACGGCCUCGCGGGCCUCUCCCACGCCACCGCCAACGCCUGGCCUCUCCUCAUGGUCUCCGGCUCCUGCGACCAGGCCGACGCCGGCAGGGGCGACUUCCAGGAGCUCGACCAGAUCGCCGCCACCAAGCCCUUCGCCAAGCUCGCCGUCAAGGCCACCACCAUCGCCGACAUCCCGCGCCUCGUCUUCCAGGCCCUCGCCGCAGCCGUCUCCGGCCGCCCUGGCGGUUGCUACCUUGACAUCCCCUCCGACGUCCUCCACCAAACCCUCCCUGAAUCCGAGGCCGCGGAUCUCAUAGCAGCAGCAGCAGCAGCCGAUUCAGCCGCUUCCAAUCCAUCCCCGCCCAAGCAGAAGCCCCUGGAUGAGGGCAUCGAGAAAGCUGCGGACCUGCUCCGGCGUGCGGAGCGGCCUCUUGUCGUGAUUGGGAAGGGUGCAGCGUACGCGCGCGCGGAGGAGGCCAUCAGGAAGCUGGUGGACACCACGGGCAUCCCCUUCCUCCCGACGCCUAUGGGGAAGGGGGUCGUGCCUGACUCGCAUCCACUCUCCGCCACAGCGGCACGCUCACUCGCCAUCGGGCAGUGCGAUGUAGCUCUGGUCGUCGGCGCCAGGCUUAAUUGGUUGCUUCACUUUGGUGAGCCGCCCAAGUGGUCCAAGGAUGUCAAGUUCAUACUUGUGGACGUCUGCGAGGAGGAGAUUGAACUCCGGAAGCCACAUGUGGGGAUUGUUGGGGAUGCCAAGAGGGUAAUUGAGCUGAUCAAUAGGGAGAUCAAGGAUGAUCCAUUCUGCUUGGCAAGGUCGCACCCAUGGGUUGAAGCGAUCACCAAGAAGGCCAAGGACAAUGUUGUUAGGAUGGAGGCGCAGCUAGCAAAGGAUGUUUUGCCGUUCAAUUUCAUGACACCGUUGCGGAUAAUCCGGGAUGCGAUCCUUGCUGUGGGGAGCCCUGCUCCGAUAGUGGUCUCAGAAGGGGCAAACACCAUGGAUGUUGGCAGGGCUGUGCUUGUGCAGAAUGAACCAAGGACAAGACUGGACGCAGGGACAUGGGGGACGAUGGGGGUUGGAUUGGGGUACUGUGUUGCUGCUGCAGUAGCCGAACCCGAACGACUUGUGGUUGCUGUGGAGGGUGACUCUGGAUUUGGAUUCAGUGCAAUGGAGGUUGAGACAUUGGUGAGGUACCAGCUGCCCGUUGUAGUAAUUGUUUUCAACAACAACGGUGUCUAUGGUGGUGACCGGAGAGGCCCUGAUGAGAUAACUGGACCUUUCAAAGAUGACCCUGCCCCAACUUCUUUUGUCCCAGCAGCAGGCUACCAUAAAAUGAUGGAAGCGUUUGGAGGGAAAGGUUAUCUUGUGGAGACACCGGACGAGCUCAAAUCUGCCCUUUUGGAAUCGUUCCAUGCGAGGAAACCAGCAGUCAUCAAUUGUAUCAUUGAUCCUUACGCGGGUGCAGAGAGCGGCCGGAUGCAGCACAAGAACUGAGGGUGUUUGUACCAUACGAUAGCAAGAUGCAGAUGCGACUUAAUAAGCAAUGUCCUCCGGCGUCCAGCCCUUUGUUUUUGAGGAUCGGUUCUCUGUUCUGCGUACAGGUGUGAGAUGCUCUGUAAACUUAGCUGGGCGGUUGAAACUGAAGCGGGUAUUCGCAUAAUUGAGCUUCACUGCCCCGGUAAAUAUGGAUGCUCUUAUGGAUAGUGUUCCAUCUUUGAUGGCAUGUAAAUGUGUUGUGAUUGUCCUCAUGCCACGAUGCAAACUUGAAACCAGUAUCCACUAAAAAAAAAGUUUGUAAACUGCUGUGUUUUUUUCUUCUUAAAAUGAAUGAGUAGUAAGCUGCAAAAGGUUCGACAUUUCUGCCAUGCCUUAAAUUGGCAUUUCAAGAUAUACCACUGUACUGUAUGUAUACUUAAUGACACAAUACUUCUUGAUGAAAGGAAAUAAAGGGCUCCGGAUAUCUUGAUA